This is a messenger RNA of Branchiostoma belcheri (Belcher's lancelet), 1480 nucleotides long. Its product is annotated as hydroxyacid oxidase 1-like. The transcript is spliced from 4 exons. Gene Ontology annotation, molecular function: oxidoreductase activity. Bases 187 to 906 code for a protein of 239 amino acids. Lineage: Eukaryota; Metazoa; Chordata; Leptocardii; Amphioxiformes; Branchiostomatidae. The record is from RefSeq and is a predicted model, not a curated record.
UCUAACAGGAACUAUCGGAAGCCCGUCAUCACGUACUCACGAAGCCGCCCGAUUCACGGUAACUCCGAGUUAGUGUCCUGCGUAGCCUGGUUACUAAACCUAUUAUAGCUCCCGAGUCCUACAGCCUCUCCGCAAAUAGCGGUAACCAGGCUAGGUCCUGCGAAGUCAAGACCACACAAGAUUGCGAUGUCCCGGGGAAGGCCUCCCCUCCCCACCCUCGUAGACAUUGAGCAGUCUGCGCGCGAGAAGUUGUCUGAUCGUGCCUGGGGAUACUACAGUCGUCCUGCGGAUGGACAAACGUACCGGGAUAACAUUGAGGCCUUCGAACGAUACCGCCUCAUCCCACGGAACCUCCGUGACGUGUCCAUCCGGGAUACCUCCGUAACGGUACUAGGGACCCGGAUGGAUAUCCCAAUAGCCAUUGGGCCAACUGCCUUGAACCGAUUGGCUCAUCCUGACGCGGAAUUGGCAACCGCCAAAGGCGCGGCCGCCAUGAACACAGGGAUGGUGCUGAGUUCCUGGGCUAACCACUCCCUAGAGGAGGUGGCUGAAGUAGCUCCUCCCGGGAUCCGCUGGUUCUACAUGCUGUUCUACAAAGACCGUGGUCGCAUGAAGCGCCUGCUGGCUCGGGCAGAACGCGCGGGGUACACCGCCAUAUUCCUCACAGUGGACCAGCCUCUGCUCCCGUUUCAAAUUGACCUAAGGCCUGUGACUUUUCCUGUCUCUAUUAGGUUUCCUAACGUUUUAGACGAAGAACCCCCCCAUGCUCCAGGUAGUGCGGAGUACCAGGAGAGUAUGAGAGCUGCAUUGAAGCAACCGGCGACGUGGGACGACGUGCAGUGGAUCAGAGACAACACCCGCCUGCCUGUUGUCCUGAAGGGCAUUCUGUCAGGUAACAGGAACUAGCAUAUAACGAUGUAGUCACUUAAUUACACAAUUUAGACUACCAUUGUAUAAUUUAAAAUCCUAAACUCAAAUGUGAUAAAUCCCAAUAAAGGAAGAUAUCAGCUGUAAGAAGGGGCCUUCACGGUUGGUUACUCUUAUAUUUGUAUACUUCAAUGUUUUCUUCCUCUAAGGAAAUGUUUAUUUUAUUGUAUGAGUGGCAUCCUCUGGAAACCCCAAAACUGAUGCCGGCGUGCGAAUAAAAAAGGGCAGGAAAAAAAAAUGCCUACAUUAUGAAAUCUACAUGGUGAUGAAGGCUGAACAAAUGCAUUUUAAUCGCAUGUAUGACGAAGAAAUGACUGGGGGUAUUGCUUUUGUUCUCUCUCUCUCUUUCUGUGUGUCCCUGUGUGUGGUAAUGAAUCUGAUUAGUUUCAGUCUUUCCUAUACAGCCAGAAAGUCAUUAAUUACCUCCGGGGGAGGAGACAUCCUUCCGCGGAAGGGUUUUGUGAGAGAUUUAGAUUUUCAUGUUCGCAGCUGUUUCUUGCGUUUGGGAGGACGGAUUUUUUUUGGGACUCGGUGUAUGUUUUACUAUUGGGCU